ACCGGUUUGGAAACCACGCUAGUAGGUUAUAUGUAUGCUCACUUCCUAAUGAAGCUUACCCCUUAUUGUCUAUCAGUAGGAGUGUGUUUUCUUUAUCAGAGUCCUCCUGCAUUAGUGAUGCGUAGUCUGAUUCUUUUCGGACAGUUCGGCUCAUCGAACUGGUUCUAAAAGUGAUACACCCGCAGUGCUCGCUCGUCAGAAUCCUCGGCAAUCCUCGGCAAACUUCGACAGUUGGUUGAACCGGCUCAUUCGGUUCUUUUUUUUGAAUCGGACGCGCUACUUCGGCUGUGCGUCCUGCGUCAUCAACCCGGAACUAACGUUCGAUUCAGUUCGAUUUUGUGAACCGGCUCAACCGGUUACUUCCAGAGAACCGGCUCACAAGAACGAUUCGUUCGAGAACCGAACAUCACUAAUGCACGCUGCAACUCAAGUGACGGCGGAUUGGAUGUGUGUUCAAUAAACUUCAGGUGAGAAACAGGAUCCUAAUGAGCAGAAAUGAGUGACCAUCUCCUCAACCCACUGACCGUCAUAUGUGCGGGAUCCUGCUUCGCCUUCUCUGGCCUGUUUUAUAAACUAUAUUCAGAUAAAAGACAAGUAGUACAGAAGCUGAAGGAGAUUCCAAACUUUCAAGCAGACCAUCACCUGCUCAGGAUUCUGAAUGCGUCGUCCAACAAGAGACUUCAUUAUGUUGCUGUAGAAGGAUUGGUGCAGGCCAUCGGAGAGCCCAUUUCCAGCCAGUACGUGCCACGCUGUCAUGGUGUCAUCCAAAAGAUAACCGUGCAUGAGCACUGGAAAUACUGGAACUCCGUUCUAAAAACAUGGGUCUCCAAAAAAGUGAACAAGCAGCAGACCACCAACACCGUGCCCUUCAGCUUGGUCCAGCCCGGCUCGUUCAUCAGCGAGGUCUCGGUGCGUGUGGAGUCUCCUCUGGAGGCGAGCGGCGAUUACCUGGAGCAGGUGCACAAGCGGCUCAGACAAGCCAAAGAGGGGCUGAUGGACGCAGUGGUGGGAGAGCUGAGCGGAGAGAAGCCUGUGGCCCUAGAGGAGCGAGAGGAGCUGCUGCGUGUGGGAUCGGCCCUCACCGCAUUCGGGGAGCUGGUUCUGGAGCAGGACAAGAUCAUGAGGCUACAGCCGCCCAAAGACGGCCGCAGCUACAUCCUGAUCCCCAGCGAUUACAAGAGCUUCAUACAGCGGCACGAGAACAGCGCUAACAUGUGGAAAGGCUUGACGGCGCUGUUCGGAAUAACAGGGUUUGCACUCAUAGCUGGUUUCAUCCACGGUGCGGUUAAUAAGGAUAAAAAGAACUAGCUGACCAAGUCAUGAUAGUUUCUGAUUAAGGUAAUUAUAACACAUUUAAAAUCAUGGGCAUAGGAACAGCUAUAUAUCACUUUAUUUUAGUUUUGCCAGUGAAAUUAUUUUUCAAGCCUUGUACUUUUUAAGGGAUCCGAACUGUCUGUAUAUCUGCGUUUCCUAUUUUAUGAAUCCAAAAUAAUAUCAGAUCCGUUCUGCUUGACCUGAUUUAUCAAUAUUAAAAGUCAUUCCUAACUC
Molecule: messenger RNA, 1548 nt
Organism: Cyprinus carpio (common carp)
Lineage: Eukaryota; Metazoa; Chordata; Actinopteri; Cypriniformes; Cyprinidae
Gene: mul3
Product: mitochondrial E3 ubiquitin protein ligase 3
Biological process (GO): organelle organization; protein ubiquitination
Molecular function (GO): ubiquitin-protein transferase activity
Source: RefSeq, a predicted model, not a curated record